Messenger RNA from Mercurialis annua (annual mercury), 1107 nucleotides. RefSeq lists its product as uncharacterized. The transcript has 7 exons. NCBI's taxonomy places the organism in Eukaryota, Viridiplantae, Streptophyta, Magnoliopsida, Malpighiales, Euphorbiaceae. The coding region runs from base 62 to 784 and encodes 240 amino acids. The record is from RefSeq and is a predicted model, not a curated record.
GGAUUUUAGAACUUGGAUCUCCAAAAUUAAAAAUCUUCACAUCAUCAUCAAGAAGAAGAAGAUGAGCAAGAGGCAAGGUCCGCCAAAGCACCAAAACGGAUUCGCAUGGAAGCCAAACGCCGGCCGGAAAAUUAAUGAAACGGAAGUCGGAGGAAAGCUGAGACCGUUAUCGGAGAUAACCGGCGUUUGUCCUCGCUGUAAAGAACAGAUUGAUUGGAAGCGCCGUUACGGCAAGUACAAGUUUCUUUCUGAGCCUGCUAAAUGUCUGCGAUGCUCUAAACGCGCAGUUCGUCAAGCUUAUCAUAGUCUGUGUACUGCUUGUGCAAAGGAGCAAAAUGUGUGUGCUAAGUGUUGUCGCCACGUUGGUUCUAUAGUUGGGAGAGACUGUGUCGAAGUAGAAGCUGAGCAAAAGAUGCUUGAGGACGCCAUCAAGAAUGCUAGAGAGAGGGAUCGAAGGAGUCUCAUACGUGCUAUGAAUAAAGGAACAUCAAAGAGUUCUGAAAAAGCUGUGACCACUGAAGGAAAUAAGGUUGGAGAUUUGUUUCCCUCUGCAUCACUUGAAGAAUAUGCUGCAAAAAGCAGAGGACAUAAUAGUGAGCAUAAUGACCAUGUUGGUGAUGAAGGAGAGGAAGAAGAAGAAGAUGGUGAUGGUGAUGGUAAUGAAUAUAUUAUUGAUGAUGAUGGCGAUGAGAAUAGUGACAGUGAAGACGGAGAUAAAUCUGAAGAUGAAAAUGAGCAUGAAGGUGAUGUUGAAGCUGGAGAUAAAUCUGAAGAUAAAUGUUAAGUACAAAUGUGAAGAUUAACCCGGCAUGAUAGUUCCCAUUAGCUUAGUCUUUGGAUCUCUUACCAACGUGGACAUCAAGACAUGGAAUUGACGGAGUUGUUUUCGGUUUCUGUUGAUGUACAAGUACAACACAUAAUCUGCAUCAUGGCAGGUUUUAUGUUUUUGUUUUAUUGAAGUUUUUGUGUUCUUUUUCUCUCUUUUUUGUACACAUUUUUUUCCAAAGAUAAUAGUAACUGACAGUGAAUCUCUUGCACUGAUGUCCUGAAAGGGGAAGCACAUCUUGGCACCUAUUUGGUUAAUCUAUUGUUUAAAUUCUUUGCUAA